Triticum aestivum (bread wheat) is the source of this 1075-nucleotide messenger RNA. RefSeq names its product mucin-1-like. The transcript is spliced from 2 exons. The record is from RefSeq and is a predicted model, not a curated record. NCBI's taxonomy places the organism in Eukaryota, Viridiplantae, Streptophyta, Magnoliopsida, Poales, Poaceae. Bases 60 to 869 code for a protein of 269 amino acids.
UGUAGCCUUUGGUGGCUCCCACUUCCCCCUUCACUAUCCCGACAUCGGCAUCGCUGGUCAUGAUGGGACCGGCAGGUGCUGGGAGAGGAGGCCUGAGGCAGGCGGCCUCGGCUCUCUCUCCUUCGGGCGUGGCGGCGGCGGCCGCGCCUUCUGUGGCGUUGGGGGAGGUGGGUUUGGGGCAGGCGGCCCUGACUCCUCCUUCCUCGCCGGCGGUCAGGAGGACCGCAUCUCCUUCGGUUGUGGCGGCGCCCGCGCCUUCUGUGGUGUUGGGGGAGGGGGGUUUGGGGCAGGCGGCCCUGACUCCUCUUUCCUCGCCGGCGGUCAGGAGGACCGCAUCUCCUUCGGCUGUGGCGGCGCCCGCGCCUUUUGUGGCGUUGGGGGAGGGGGGUUUGGGGCAGGCGGCCCUAACUCCUCCUUCCUCGUCGGCGGUCAGGAGGUCCGAGCCUCUUCCCAGCGUACCCGUUGCUAUGGGUCUCGGCUUGGGGCACUUGUCCGAGGGGCAUGGGAGCCCGCUGCCGCCUCCUCCGGUAUCCUUGGUUGACCCUUCGUGGGUUUCAGCGCGAGGAGUUACUAGGGAGGAGGUCGUUGCUUUUGGCGGGAUCCCGGACCCGGCCUCGACGGGGAGGCGGAUGAGUGCUCGCAUUCAGGAGCUUCCGGAGGUUGAUGACAUGCAGCAGAGGUGCGCUAUGAGGGCGGCCAAGCUUCAUGAUGCUGCGAUCUCUACUGGUUAUUUUCCGAGCCACGGCCGUGAUCCGUUCAUGGUCGCUACUCACUCCGAUGGAGGCCAGGGAGCAUUUGGUUACUGGAUCUAUCCGCUGGGAGAUGGUAGCUCGGGAUAUCUUCAACCGGUUUGGAUGGCGGUCAUGUAAUAGGAUAGGCAAUUAGUUUACCUAUCUAUCUUUAGCCAGCCGGUUGUGGCGUCUUAUCUUGGCUAGUCUGUGUGUCCAGCCUCUUUAGCUCUGUGUGAGCUGUCUUUUUAUUACUUUUCAGUAGGAGACUUUGGAACCUUGUUGAAACCUUUUAUUUCGUUAAUAAGAUGGCCGUAUGCAUCACUCUGAUGCAGAGGCCGGGGAGA